AUUCGGCCCACCGUUAUUAUGAUUUGUGAGCCCAUUAAUUCAAAACAAGAACCGAGAGCGCAGGAGUUGCACUUGCACUAGUAUCAUCAAUUUGGGAAUUUUCGUGAUUCGGUGCGGAAGAAGAAUCAUGGAGUGUGUGGUUCAAGGAAUUAUAGAGACACAGCAUGUUGAAGCCCUUGAGAUCCUUCUUCAAGGUCUUUGUGGUGUUCACAGAAAGAGUUUGAAGAUCCAUGAAUUGUGCCUCAAAAGUGGCCCCAACCUUGGUACUUCACCUUCCGAGGUUCGACUUUUAUGUGAUCUAGAGCAGUCUGAGCCUGCAUGGAGAGUGAGGCAUGUCGGUGGUGCAAUGAGGGGUGCUGGGGCUGAACAAAUCUCAGUUAAUGUGAGAACUAUGGUAGAAAGCAAAGUUAGCAACAAUGUGCUCCGCUUAUUCUACGCCCUUGGCUACAAGUUAGACCAUGAGCAACUAAGAGUUGGAUUUUCUUUCAAUUUUCAAAGAGGUGCUCAAAUGACAGUUACUGUCUCUUCGGUCAAUAAAAUGCUAAGAUUGCAUGCUACUGAUGAAGCUGUACCUAUUACACCGGGAAUACAGCUGGUUGAAGUUACGGCACCUGCAACCUCUGAGAACUACAGUAAAGUGGCUGCUGCAAUGUCAUCAUUCUGCGAAUAUCUUGCUCCGCUGCUUCAUUUGUCCAAACCGGGUGUUUCAACUGGGGUUGUUCCAACUGCUGCGGCUGCAGCUGCAUCCCUCAUGUCAGAUGGUGGAGGUACAACAUUGUAAGAGGGUUGUGAAGGGCCUUGAACAUUCCAUUAAAGCAAGAUUUUCAAGGUUACCUAUCUGUAAUGUGAGCAGAAUUGUGCUAGUUGACCAAGUCCAGUAGUUUGAUAGUGAAUCUGUAUCCUGGUUAUGUUAUUCCGACUCUUCUAUUUAGGUUGCCGUACCCGUGUCGAACACUUGGACACUUCGACACUCCGAUAGGACACUAAUUUUGUGUCGGAUCCUUUGAUUAAAAUGUCGUCUAAUUUGUAAAAUCCCCUAUAGAUAGACAGCUAAUUUGUAAAAUCCUCUACAGAAUCGAGUUCUAUUGUUACUUUUUGUUCA
Daucus carota subsp. sativus is the source of this 1102-nucleotide messenger RNA. Its product is annotated as mediator of RNA polymerase II transcription subunit 18. Lineage: Eukaryota; Viridiplantae; Streptophyta; Magnoliopsida; Apiales; Apiaceae. Gene Ontology annotation, biological process: regulation of transcription by RNA polymerase II; termination of RNA polymerase II transcription. The record is from RefSeq and is a predicted model, not a curated record. The transcript is spliced from 5 exons. Gene Ontology annotation, cellular component: mediator complex; core mediator complex. Bases 128 to 781 code for a protein of 217 amino acids. Gene Ontology annotation, molecular function: transcription coregulator activity.